AUGGGUUCGAAAAGGAAAGGAGGAAGCGGCGAUGGUAAAGAAUCCGGUGAAGGAAAAGAAAUGAUUACGGAUCCGAGGUUUUCGUCGGCGCACACUGACCCGAGAUUCCGUAGGGUUCCGAGGCGUGAGUCCAAAGUGACGAUUGAAGGGCGUGUUAACCGAUAA
This is a messenger RNA of Arabis nemorensis, 165 nucleotides long. NCBI's taxonomy places the organism in Eukaryota, Viridiplantae, Streptophyta, Magnoliopsida, Brassicales, Brassicaceae. The record is from the annotation of a GenBank genome assembly.